UUCGCCUGUUUCGUCAUAAGUGAGGUUAUGUGUUUGUUUUGUUUGUGAAAAUGGAAACAUUUAGAUGUGAAUAGAGUCUGAGUUGCGCUCAUUUACGUCCAGGAAUAGCUGUUCUUCGUUGAAGAUCGUUCAAUAAUGAAUUUGUAUGAAAUUUUCGGUCAGUUUCUGAAAAUUUUAAAUAUUGUGUAUUUUUGGGGGUAAUUUGAAGCCAACUUUCAAAGUAUCAAUGCAUUUUUCCUCCUGUCAGUUGACAGUUGAGUCUCUCACUUUAAAACUGUUCUCAAACCCUUGAUCAAAUCUGAGAGCUAUGGAAUCACCGCCCAGUAAUUUGGUUGAGACUAUGGAAUCACCGCCCAGUAAUUUGGUUGCGACUAUGGAAUCACCGCCUAGUAGUUUAAUUGCAAAUGAACAUGACUACACCGCAGUUGAGGUGCCCCUAGAAGCAAUUAAACAGGAAUUGUCAGAAAACUUAGAUGAUGAUGACGACAUUCAAGAAAUACUUGUGGAUAAGUCACCAGAUUAUGUCCAAAGAAUACCAAUUGUCCUCCGUGACAAUAAACCCAAGCUUAGAGUCCGAAAGGAUACCCAUGUUCCUAGGACAUCCCCCUCACUAAUAAAACCGCCAAAGCGGUCAUUACUCAUACCAUCGCAGAAAAAAUCCUUGCUACUUCCACGUCCUGUGCCCAUCAUGCCCAAACUCCAAUUCUCACUUCCCGUUUCUCCCAAUUCUAAUGUGGAACCGCCUAAAAAUUGUAAGGGUGUCAUGGUUGUCCAAGACAUUAAGGUUUGCACAAUGUAUGUUCCAAAGUCAGAAGAUGGUAGUGCUACCAAGAUGACUCUUCCAAUGGGUGCAUUUACUGCGUCUCCUGCUGUAAAGUCCACCUUAACACCUCCAAUAAUUUUUCCUUCAAAGCAAUCCAAUGAGGUACAGACCACUAGUGCAACUGCAACUACAACGGUGGAAGUAAAUUUAACUGGAAACAAGAUUAGGAACAACAGAAAGAGUCCAGCAGAACCUCAUACUAUUACUGCUCCAAUCAUUCUUGCCAACAAGAAGGAUGCUACUAAACCGACUUACUCACUAGUUGAAGAUGUUCAAGUACAAAUCAGUGACAGGUUACCACUAUGUUGGUUCAGUGCUGUUGAGAAAGAUGGGAUUAAUGUAAUGUUGCUAUCCUUUGGAAGAGAAAAAGCUAUCCAGCGUAGAUUAUUUGUGUCCGUAACUGGAAAUGUUGAAAUUACUGUUCAUUGCAAGCCACUGCUCGAAACCUUCGUUAGUGACAUUCUUAAACAAGCCGGUGAAUCUGUGAGCCUUACUGCAGAGACAGUAAAAGACUUCAGCGACUGGGUCUUGAAAUUAGUUCAUAUUCUUAGGGAUUUUCAUGUGUGCAUUGGUUUAGAAUGGAUAAACCCAUCUCAAGAGAUUAUUGAACAAUGCAAUGUUAUUCUUGAUAGCAAUCCUUAUCAAGAAUCUAGGUAUUCAGAGACUUUGAGAUCCAAGAACUGCUUGAAACUUGUGGAAUCAGGUAAAAGAAAAUGCUUAGAAUGCUGCAAAGCAAAUUCUGCUGCCUCUAAGUAUGCCAAGUGCGGCCAUAAGAGCACCCAAACACCAACAAAGAAAAAGAAAUGUAAUGCAUCUGUGGGCCCAGACGGUGAUGACACUGUGUAUUUGGUGAGAGGUAAGAGUCCAGAGCACCAUCCUAAUUCAAAAGCGUCUGAAAGUUCCAGAGGUAAAAAGCGUAACUUAGUCUUAAAAAUUAAGAAAGGCAAAGUAAUGGCCUAAAUGCCUCAAUAAUUUUGUGUCAUUUUCUCUUGUCGAAUUUGUUGGUCUCAUUCAUUUAACUUACAUUUUAAAUAAUCUCCAAAUUGUAGUAGACCUCAUUCUUUUUCUUUUUUGUUGUUAUUUUUAAUUAUGUUGUCUGUUACCCAAGGUGACGAGCUUAUGUGAUACGCAUAAUUUAAUUUCACUUUGUAAAUAAAUAUCUCGUGAUUGUUUUUUUUUUCAAUA
This is a messenger RNA of Thrips palmi, 2008 nucleotides long. RefSeq lists its product as uncharacterized. The record is from RefSeq and is a predicted model, not a curated record. The coding region runs from base 308 to 1783 and encodes 491 amino acids. Lineage: Eukaryota; Metazoa; Arthropoda; Insecta; Thysanoptera; Thripidae. The transcript has 6 exons.